UAACAAACCACGUCAACGAAGUCAAAAGGAGGCUAGGGUAACAUUUCGCACAAAUUUCGACCACGUGAGAAAUGACGAUUAUCUUUCUGAGGAAACUUUGACCUGCCAUUUUGGUUGUUAAACGAAGAAAAUUUUGCAUUAAGGGCUGCCAAAACAUUGUUUUGAAAAUCAAGCAGCUCACUUCUUGUUACAGGCUGCUGGUUCCCUUUUACAACAGCUUGUUCAACAGAAAGGUUGGGUGAAACUGCAUGAACGUUUGAAAACUGGCAUUUUGAAGCUGAUUUUGACUUUGAAGCCAAUGAAACAAGUAAAUCAACUUGCCCCUCCAAUUCCUUAAUUCGCUGAUCCUGCAGAAUAUUUGAUCGGGCGGUAGUCAACGAGUCGUUAGUCAUGACCGCUUCACGGAGGCGCGCUAAAUUCUCUGCUUUUGCAAACGAAUCGAGUUGGUUCAGUAUCACGUGAGUUUUUAUGUCGUCAUAUGUUCAUCAUCGCUAAAAGUUGAGAUUAAGACCUUGGCUUUUUGGUAAUUGGAAACUAUUAGGGGGUGGGAAAUUAUUGUAAAUUAAAGCUUACAUGUAUUGCCUAGGAUCUUCCUUUCGACAAACUUGAUGUGGCAAGUAUUCUAGAUGCAUUUCUCGCCAUCCCAAUAAUGUCAUAUUUUGAAACUUUUUCUUGAAUUUGGCUAGAAUUCCUAACCAUGGUGGUGGCCUUGAUUACACAUCUGAACAAUCUAAACACACCGCCUCUCCCCCCACUUUCAUUAACGUUUCGUCAGCCCUGUCCAGGGACCGCGCACCAGUCAAAAUGCGGGAGGGCUGAAAAGGGCGUACUCCUUAGUAUAGGAGAAUACUAUCAAAUGUUUCCAAAAUGUUUUCGAACCUAUUAUUGCAAAAAGGUGGAGGGGCUAUAGCCCCUGUUAGCCCAAUGGCAGCGUGGUGCCUGGCCCUUUCUAUGCUACUGAUGUCACCAUCUUGGUUGCUGCGCAAACAAUCAAUUAACCUGGCUGCUCAACCAAUAAUUAGAAAAACAUCAACCCCUAUUAUGUUUUGACUGGAAAAUUACAUACCAAGAUUUUUUUGAAUAGCUUAGAUAUUUCUUGAAUAACUCAGAUAUUUCAUUAAGUUCUACCCUGGGUACCAGAGCCUCAGUGAUCGAAAAAGGUGACCCCUUUAAACACCAUUCGUUAUUUUUAUCACUGAGGCCCCCCUUUGAAAGUCAUUCAGCUAGAAAGCAAUAAUCCCCCCCCCAAUGUCGUGGUUUUCUCUCAUCUCUUGUUAAUUAAGUGGGUAAAACAACUUUUAAAGAUUGAAAACUGUAAUUUUUAUGCUAUCCCUCCCGCUAAUUAUUAUAAGGGUUUGAAGGGACUGUUUCAAGCAUUCGUAACUGACGAUCGCAGAAGAAUUUUGACUGGGUACAACGGCAGUUUAUUAAAGAUUCAAUUUUUAAAAAAAUUUUAGGUUAUCUUUCAGCACAUUUUACACGUUUAUUUUUUUGUGGAUAGUGGUAAAAACGUCCAAAAUAGGCCUAAAUCUAGCUGCGAGACACGUUUGUUGUCACAUUCUUGAAUUCUGAUUGGCUUAUGGAGUAUGGAGAAUUUUUGUCGCUCAGCCAAUCAAAGAUUUGGAACCUAUGCUGGUUAGAUGACUUUUUCUAUGAUGCAGGAUAGCGUAAAGAUUGGAUCAGCAGCAUUGAACACAAUUUUGCAUGAAAACCUGCAAGUUCGGAAAGUGGCUGCCCACUGGGUGCCACAUUGCUUGUCAGAUGAGCAAAAAGAGCAGCGCGUCAAUUGGUGCCAGUUUAUGCAGCAAAAAUUUAAUGAAGGGAAGUCGAAACGGGUUUAUGACAUUGUGACAGGCGCUGAAAGUUGGGUUUACCAAUUUGACCCGGUGACAAAGCGCCAAUUCUCAAUUUGGAUCUUUCCAGGUGAAAACCCGCCGCAAAAAUUUCGGCGAUCCAGAAGCGUCGGCUAAAGGAUGAUUGCGUCAUUUUUCUCAAAGACGGGUCAUGUCGCAACCAUUCAAGUUGAAGACCGUCGUACAGUGAACGCGGAUUGGUAUGUUAACCACUGCAUACCACAUGUUCUAGAAGUUUGGCGAAAUAAACGUCCAAGGACCGGCUUUAGAGGUCUACUUUGGCACCAUGACAACGCUUCCGCUCACACAGCUGCUUUGACAAUCGUAUCUUUAAACCAGUGGACAGUAUUUUGGGAAACUGUCAAAAUUUGAACACGAUGCGGUUUUUGAAUAUCUCAAUAAUUUUAGAGUGACCCUCGUAAAUAUCAUGUGGGUCAUAGUGAAAUUACAUAGAACAUCAAUUGUGGGUUAGAUUAUCAUAUCAAUGUUUCGUCAAUUAUUUAAUAUUCCAUUAAAAUUAGACAAAAAACGUGACAUUUGGUUAAUUUCGGCAACACACCAACGAGGAGUUUCAAAUCAAUUCAAAAUCAAGUAGUGAACUUCAAAUUCAGAAAUUCAAAAUGAAAGAGGCCUUUACAACAUGCCAAACUCUAUUUGUCUUACUGAUGACCAGCAGAUGUCUUUGCUUCUUAAGACUUCCGUGCAAAUUUUACGCUGACUUCAGCAUUAUCCUGAACAAUACUGCUGACACAGGGACAGUCAUGAAAACAAUUUCUUCAAGGACUGUGCGACAGUGCACCCUCGAAUGUCUUUCUUGGCCUAAGUGUUUCUCUUUGAAUUACAAUCGCGUGACGAUGAAUUGUGAGCUACUGGAAAGAAGGUUCAAUGAGAGCGUUCCAUUGUUGACGCAAAGGGAUGGCCAGGUGUACAUGACAACAGACGAUGGGAAAAUAAAUAAUGGACCUGUUUGUGAGAUUAAAUCUCCUUGCGAAAAUGGCGCGAAGUGCGAAGAUACAUGUGAUGAAAAGGGGUACAAGUGCAUCUGCGCCCCACUUUACUACGGAACACAUUGUGACAAGUUGAAACAAGAUUGUGGAGACGUGAAAAAGUCUGGAGAAACAGUAAGCGGAGUCUACGAAAUUAAACCGGAUCACAAUUGGAAAGCCAACGUCUUUUGUGACUUUGUAUAUGGCAGUCAAGAUUGGAUCGUCUUUCAAAGAAGAAUAGAUGCCAGUGUCGACUUUUAUCGAAACUGGGCGUCAUACAAAAAUGGAUUUGGGGAUACGAGUGGAAAUUUUUGGAUUGGACUUGAUACAUUGCACAGACUGGCUGCUCCAGGGAGAGGGGCUAUUCUACGGAUCGACAUGAAACACCGCAACAGUCCAACCUCUCAGUAUUAUGCAGAGUAUUCUUCAUUUGAAGUUGGUGACGAAGCAUCUGGUUACAAACUGCUUUCACGUGGAUACUCAGGUAAUGCCGGUGAUUCCAUGGCGUUUCAUGAUGGCAUGAAAUUCACAACAUAUGAUCGAGACAACGAUAAAGCUUCAAGUGAGAAUUGUGCCAUUACCUGGAAAGGAGCCUGGUGGUACAAUAUAUGUCACCGUGUAAAUUUAAAUGGACUCCUCCCAACAACAAGCACAACAAGUCCAACAUACAUGAGUUGGCUUGGAAUUUACGGAAGUUAUGGCAACAUAAUAUUUUCAGAAAUGAAGCUCAAAUAUCACAGGUAAAAGCAAGGAGAUCGUUAAAAUACAUUUGGUUUCCUGUUCUUCUCAAAUGAAGUUUCAUAGGAUAGACUGCGUAUGAUAAUAAACGAGCAAUUAAAGAAGUAUAUGAUAGAGCUUACAGCUUGUAAGAAGGCAAUCUAUAUGACAUGAAUUUUG
Rhopilema esculentum is the source of this 3736-nucleotide messenger RNA. The record is from RefSeq and is a predicted model, not a curated record. Lineage: Eukaryota; Metazoa; Cnidaria; Scyphozoa; Rhizostomeae; Rhizostomatidae.